Acanthosepion pharaonis is the source of this 543-nucleotide messenger RNA. NCBI's taxonomy places the organism in Eukaryota, Metazoa, Mollusca, Cephalopoda, Sepiida, Sepiidae. The record is from the annotation of a GenBank genome assembly.
AUGGGCGAGAAUAUAUUUAAGUGCAUUACUACUGGAUUUGGAAAGUCAUCUAUCUAUCUAUCUAUCUAUCUAUCUAUCUAUCUAUCUAUCUAUCCUACUCUGUUCAUCUUUCUUUCUUUCUUUCUUUCUUUCUUUCUUUCUUUUCUAGUCUGUUUAUUUUUAUCUAUCUAUCUAUCUAUCUAUCUAUCUAUCUAUCUAUCUAUCUCUUCCAGUCUUUUCAUUUCUUUCUUUCUUUCUUUCUUUCUUUCUUUCUUUCUUUCUUUCUUUCUUAGACUGUUCAUUUAUAUCUAUCUAUCUAUCUAUCUAUCUAUCUAUCUAUCUAUCCCACUCUGUUCAUCUUUCUUUCUUUCUUUCUUUCUUUCUUUCUUUCUUUCUUUCUUUCUUUCUUUCUUAGACUGUUCAUUUAUAUCUAUCUAUCUAUCUAUCUAUCCCACUCUGUUCAUCUUUCUUUCUUUCUUUCUUUUUUUCUUUCUUUCUUUUCUAGUCUGUUUAUUUUUAUCUAUCUAUCUAUCUAUCUAUCUGUUCAUAUGUAUAUACCUAUAA